AUGUUGGCAUAUAUCAAAUCUCGCCUGAAUUUCUUCCGCAUCCAUCUACUUUCUUUUCUCAUAAUCCCUCUUCUCUUUGCUGUUAUCUUCUGGGCUUCUAACGGAGAGUAUAAAAUAAAGUUUAUAGAUGCUCUAUUUGUCUGUUACAGUGGGGUCACUGGUACUGGGCUUACGACCAUCGACCUUAGCUCUUUGACAAUAUGGCAACAGACAAUCUUGGUCAUUUUGGAGUUAAUCGGAAAUCAGGCCUUUGUUGCAUGGGUGGUCGUCUUCGUCCGAAGAUUAUACUUCCUGAACAGCCUGGAGCAUAUCGUAAAUGCUGAACUAGAUCGAAAGCCAACGUGGCAAUCCACUGGGGAACAUCCUCCGUCUUUGCGCCUUGGGGCCGUUGAGGAGCAGCAUCGGCCGGAUAGUGAAAAUGCUCGUGAAGGUGAUACGCAAUGGAAGAACAAGUCCGGUACUCCACUGAAGAAAUUUCAUCCUGGCAUGGUCCGCAGAGUGGACAUCGCGCCGCACUUGAUCACUCCGACGGGCGUGCGGUCUAUGCAGUCAAAACCAGCCGCCGAGGACGAUACACAUGCGACCCGGCAUGUCGUGCAGGCCUCAGGGGUUGACCAGCUAUCCCGGGUAACCAGCAGAAGGUCCACCAUAAUUCGCGUCCCUCCUCCUGACAAUGCGUCAAAGGGUGAUUUUGGCGGGUUUCCGGGCGUCUACGACCUCAUCUCACGGCUGUUCCGUCGGAUGUUCCCUCGGUUGCACAGCAAAUUACGCCGGACGAUGACCCUGCCGAGAACAGAGACUCUGGUGCCCCACAGAGGUGACAAUUUCGUUGAUUCUGCCGGUCCUCAGGUGGCGAAACGCGUUCCCUAUAUAUCAUUUCGAGCGAUAGUUGGCAGAAACUCUGCUUUUCGAGGGCUGUCUCGCGAGAAUAUUGAGGAGCUAGGUGGCGUGGAGUAUCGCGCUCUUACUUCGUUGUUGUGGAUCGUACCAUUAUAUUACUUCGGAUUGUUGGCCAUAUCCUUCGUUGUGGUAGCACCCACCAUGGUGCAAUCGCGCUGGCGGAGCAAUUUCGAACCACCACAGCAGCAUAAAAAAAUUAACCCUGUCUGGUUCUCUGCGUUCCAAGUCGUUGGAGCAUGGGCUAACACAGGAAUGUCUCUCGUCGACCAGAACAUGGUGCCUUUUCGCACCGCAUACCCCAUGAUUGUAUUCUUAGUGUUUUGUGUACUUGCCGGCAAUACCCUUUUCCCUGUCUUAUUUCGCUUGGCUAUUUGGAUUCUGGCCAAACUUUAUCCCAAUAACUCUCGCACCAAAGAAUCAAUGCAAUUCCUUCUGGAUCAUCCUCGUCGUUGUUUCAUCUACCUCUUCCCCUCCCACCAGACCUGGCUUCUGUUUGGCAUCACUAUGCUUCUCAACGUCAUUGACUUUAUGUUUGAUCCAAUACUCAACAUCGAUAACCCAUUCACGGACGUUAUCCCAGUCGGAACGCGGAUUUUCGACGCCAUUCUUCAGGCUGUCGCAGUCAGGAGCUCUGGAUAUCAAUCUGUCGCCCUGUCUUCGCUAGUGCCAGCCGUCCAGGUGCUGUAUGUUAUCAUGAUGUACAUAGCUAUCUAUCCUAUCGCAAUGAGUGUCCGGUCGACUAACGUGUACGAAGAGAAUUCUCUUGGGAUCUACGAGGAAGAUGACGAUGAAAGCGACUACGAGGCUCUACUGACGUCUACCGCUGAGUCCCGUGUCUCGAUCUGGGGUAAGUACCUGUUACGUCAUGCGCGGAGACAGCUUGCAUUCGAUAUGUGGUGGCUUGCACUAUCUGUGUUCCUGAUCUGUAUCAUUGAGAGACCAGGUCUCACGAACACCGCAAACGCUACAUGGUUCAACGUCUUCGCAUGUAUUUUUGAGGUUGUGUCCGCUUACGGGACUGUUGGGCUUUCGCUCGGUAUCCCAACGGCGAAUUACUCGCUUUCCGGUGCUUUCCAUACAUUGUCCAAGCUCGUCAUGUGUGCCGUGAUGAUCCGCGGGCGCCACCGUGGUCUUCCUGUCGCACUCGACCGCGCUGUGCUCCUCCCACAUGAAUUUCGGCCACGCACGCAGCCAGGAGUGGGCGAAAAAAAUGAAGAGACUCCGCGGGUAGUGGAGGAACCAGAGAGCUCGUCGCAUUCAUCGCAGGAAGGACAAGACCCACCAGAAAGUGUGGGGAUGCGAGAACGUACUAGGACGCUGAGUUUCGCGGGUGACCAGGGGAUACAGGUGACACGGACGGGAGACAUGCGUCCUUACAUUGUGAAGGAAGAGCCGGAGUAUAGUGGGUCGGCCGUGUAA
Molecule: messenger RNA, 2319 nt
Organism: Sparassis crispa
Lineage: Eukaryota; Fungi; Basidiomycota; Agaricomycetes; Polyporales; Sparassidaceae
Exons: 16
Coding region: 1-2319 (772 amino acids)
Biological process (GO): potassium ion import across plasma membrane; intracellular potassium ion homeostasis
Cellular component (GO): plasma membrane
Molecular function (GO): high-affinity potassium ion transmembrane transporter activity
Source: RefSeq, a predicted model, not a curated record